AUGGCAGCGAGUGAACUAGAAAAAGACAGAAACUAUGUAUUUUGUUUUACAGGGCCUGAUAAUAUUGGAGAUUACCGACCCAGAACUGCUGAUUUUACUCUCUAUAUUGGAAACAGUACUGCGUCUUCUGAGAACACCGGUGAUCUAAAUUACUUGUUUAGGGCUGCAGCUGGAACACUUGCUCCUCUGCGGAAAGAAGAUUAUGUUGGAUGCAUUGGAUGGGGACUGAUAAAUUAUAGCUCACUGAAUGAACGUUUCUUAAACAAGAAUCAGCUUAAGAGGAAAGAAUUUUGGCAAGCAUAUGAGAACAGACAUACACAUAGAUACCAAAAUCCAUGGCAAUCUCCACCAAAUGCCCUUAAUGCCCAAGGCCAGGAAACUAGAAGUACUCUUCCUUGGAUGAAGGACCAAUAUGAUAAUUAUUAUCACAGAGAAAGUAAAUGGUAUGAGCAGUUCUACACUGAGGAUAUCCCACUACCCCUGUUAGCAUCAAUGAGGACUGAUGGAUCAUCCAGCAAUCGAAUGCUCCUUCCACACUAAAGAAAUGAACUUAUUUCAUCUUUAAAACAAAGUGAUUCCAGAGGGAAGAAAAAAAACAGCUUUCAAAAUCUGACUUUAUAUAUAUAUAUAUAUACACACACACACACACACACACACACACUCACACACACUCAAUAUACACACACACACACACACACACACACUCAAGUCCAACUUUUCAUGCAUCCAUAUAGCAAUCAAAAAUAAAGCUUAACGUUUAUUCCAAAAAUGCUCUUUUUAUUACUGAAUUAAAUUUCACAUAAAGGAGCAGUUAAAACUGGUACAUAUCUGUAACAAAAUUAAGUGUGUUUAGGAGACCUUCAUACAUUCAUUCAAAACAAUUUCAACAAGCUCAUUUCAUGAAACAGUAUAAUAAAAUGUACAAUUU
This is a messenger RNA of Protopterus annectens (West African lungfish), 928 nucleotides long. RefSeq names its product chromosome chr2.part1 C4orf45 homolog (gene SPMIP2). The transcript has 4 exons. The record is from RefSeq and is a predicted model, not a curated record. Bases 1 to 540 code for a protein of 179 amino acids. Lineage: Eukaryota; Metazoa; Chordata; Ceratodontiformes; Protopteridae.